CCCGGCCGUCAAGCCUUUCCAGUUUGGGGCGGGUCCGGAGAAUGGCUUCGGAGAUGGAGUCGUCUCUGGAGGCGAGCUUCUCGUCCAGCGGUGCAGUGUCAGGGGGUUCAGUGUUCCUGCCUCCGGCUCGCUCCCGUAUCUUCAAGAUAAUCGUGAUCGGUGACUCCAAUGUGGGCAAGACGUGCCUGACCUACCGCUUCUGCGCCGGCCGUUUCCCCGACCGCACCGAGGCUACCAUCGGGGUGGAUUUCCGAGAACGUGCGGUGGAGAUAGAUGGGGAGCGCAUCAAGAUCCAGUUAUGGGACACAGCAGGACAAGAACGAUUUAGGAAGAGCAUGGUACAGCACUAUUACAGAAAUGUCCAUGCUGUUGUCUUCGUGUAUGAUAUGACCAACAUGGCUAGUUUUCAUAGUCUGCCAUCUUGGAUAGAAGAAUGCAAACAACAUUUGCUAGCCAGUGACAUACCACGGAUUCUUGUUGGAAAUAAAUGUGACUUGAGAAGUGCCAUUCAAGUACCUACAGACUUGGCACAAAAAUUUGCUGACACACACAGUAUGCCUUUGUUUGAAACCUCUGCAAAAAACCCCAAUGAUAAUGACCAUGUGGAAGCUAUAUUUAUGACCUUGGCUCAUAAACUUAAGAGCCACAAACCAUUAAUGCUUAGUCAACCCCCUGAUAACGGAAUUAUACUGAAGCCUGAACCAAAGCCUGCAAUGACAUGCUGGUGCUAAGUAACAGUCUUUAUUCUGCUAUCUAAUUUUGACUAAAGAAAUGCUUUUGAAGUAUGACAGUGAUAAGUCAUAAGAUUUAAUCUCAAAUAUAAUGGAUCAUCCUGACAUUUUACUAUUUAUCAUUGUCAUGCUAAUUUUUGUAUUUUGUAUCUACUUAAUUACAUUUGUCAUUGUGACAACACAGGACAAAAGUUGGUUUUCAUGUGAGGUUGAAAAUGAAGUAAAGGUAGGAUGAAUCAGAAUAUCUUCCCAUUGAGAGCCCAGUGAAGGAGGCUUCAAAUGAGAGCACGUUGGUAUUUUAGGAGUAGAUGACUAUACAAUCCUGUGUUCCUGGGAUUGAAGAAAAAAAAAAAAUCAAGGGUUUAAGACAUACUUACUAGGUAUGUCCUUUGAAUGGGAAGUGUUCUUACUAGGACAAAACUGGUAUUGCCUCUCCCUAGAGUUCUUUCUUUGUAUUAUUGAUGUAUUUUAUUGCAUUACUAUUGGUACAUUUGAGAACCAAGACUGUAUUUAAUUCCAGUGUGGGGAGAAGGCAUAGAAUAUUUUUUGGUUCUCAGUGCAUAAAGAACGACUUCCAGAGAUUCCAGAUGCAUGAGAUUUCGAAUCAGUAUAUCAAUCAGAUCUACAGAAGUCAUUGUUAUUUUUAGGAAAAUAAUUUGAAUUGUUUUCUUACUAAAUUCUACUAAAAUAUGCAAAUGUAAGUCUGACUUUAAUGUCAAUGAAGUGACAUAAUAAGGUGCUUUAUAAUUUAUUUUGGUAUAUUUAGUGAAAAACCAAUUGAAAGCAUUGGAGGAGUUAUAACUUGGGGGAAAACAGGUAAAAUGUGGUUCCUGGCUACUAAGACCUGUUCUUAGCUCUUAGUAAUUCCAAGCUGUGUAUCUGGCAUAGUAUCUCUUGCUCUCCCCCAUCAUCAGUCAAUUUAAUGACUAAAGGUUGAAUUAACAAAUCAACUUCCAUGUGGAAUUGUGGCUCUGAAGGCAUACCUCUAAUUCCUCGGAGCCUGCAUAUAGUUCUGUAAUAAUAUUGUGUUGCAGUGUAUCAGUCUUUAAAAAUCUUUAAAUUUUAUGGUCACAACGAGCUGUUCCUCCUCAGUAUGAAAAAUAAAGUAGGUAUUGACAAAUACCUUGUCUCUCUCCCUCAGUGGUGUAAAGAGUAGUUCAAGAAGUUUCUUACCCUAAAUAUGUUUAUUUUGAGCUUAAGACUUUGCACAUAGAAAAUAGUAACUUUUCAUACAAAGCUAUUACAUGAAUGGAAUGUAAGCCAUGAACUUUAACUGAAGUGUGCACAUUCACUAAUUCUGAUGGAUUGAUGUCCUUGAUAAUUUUGGAAGUAAUUAAGCCAAAAGAUGAUUAUACUUAUAAUAUUUUCAGAAUGUGGGAAAUCAGAUAGGUAAUCUAAUCUAGUUUAGGAUUUCUGUUUAAUCAUCAUGAUGAUCCUAAUUGGAGAAUUUAAUUAUAAAAACAAGAUAAUGCUAUUAAAAGAACUGAAAA
Molecule: messenger RNA, 2221 nt
Organism: Enhydra lutris kenyoni (northern sea otter)
Lineage: Eukaryota; Metazoa; Chordata; Mammalia; Carnivora; Mustelidae
Product: RAB33B, member RAS oncogene family
Exons: 3
Coding region: 42-731 (229 amino acids)
Biological process (GO): Rab protein signal transduction
Cellular component (GO): endosome; Golgi apparatus
Molecular function (GO): GTPase activity; GTP binding
Source: RefSeq, a predicted model, not a curated record